Messenger RNA from Coccomyxa subellipsoidea C-169, 873 nucleotides. RefSeq lists its product as hypothetical. Gene Ontology annotation, cellular component: recycling endosome membrane; trans-Golgi network membrane. The record is from RefSeq and is a predicted model, not a curated record. Lineage: Eukaryota; Viridiplantae; Chlorophyta; Trebouxiophyceae; Coccomyxaceae. Bases 1 to 873 code for a protein of 290 amino acids. The transcript is spliced from 7 exons. Gene Ontology annotation, biological process: protein transport.
AUGUUCACGCUCAAGAAGGAGAACCCCUUCGCCAGCCCCGAGCCCUUUCAUGACGAGAUACGCGGGGGAGCUGGCAGCAGCAGCCGCAGCAAUGGGACAACAACCGCCAAUGGAACAGAUCCUGCGAGCUGGGAGGCGCGUCUGAAUGCCAGGGACGAGGCUCUCAAGAAGAGGGAGCAGGUUGUGGCUGAGGCGGAAGGGCGCAUCGGGCGCAAGAACUGGCCGCGGUGCCGCCCGAUGCUGCGGCACAGCAUUGCAGAGGAUGUUCCGGACGGACGGCGCGGCCUGGUCUGGCGCGGCUACUGGGCCUGGCUAUUCAUGGCUUCCGGCUUCUGCGUGGACUGGAUCACCAUCACCAUGAUGUUCAUUGCGUGCAAGAAGGGGCUGAGUGACUGGCUGUUCUGCACCCUCAUCUCCGGCUUUGGCCUGCCGCUGUCCUUCUUCCUGUGGCACCGCUUCCUCUACACAGCCUCCAUCACCGAUGGCGCCUGCAGGUGGGCCAUGUUCUUCCUCUUCUCAGCGCUGCAGGUGGGCCUGGCCGGCUGGACAUUUGCUGGGCCGCCGGUUGUGGGCAAGUGGGCUGCUGGCGUCUUCACCAUGAUUGACCAGUUCAAGGCCGGAGGUGGGCUGCAGAUCUUCUUCGGCAUCUGCUGCAUCAUCAACAUGGUCCUGUGGGGGCUGGCUGGCCUCCUGGGCUUUGCAGUGUGGGGCGAGGCGUAUGCGGCAUUCAGGAGCAAGCCGCCGACGCGGCCGCAGGCGGCUGAAUCAUCUCGCAGCUGGGUGCCCAGCGUUCCCUCCAUGCCCAGCAUGCCAGGCUUUGGCAAGAAGAAGAAGGACACUGCCGCUGCAUGUGGCCAUGGCCGGCAUCAAUGA